This is a messenger RNA of Sebastes umbrosus (honeycomb rockfish), 1430 nucleotides long. RefSeq names its product surfeit 6 (gene surf6). The record is from RefSeq and is a predicted model, not a curated record. The transcript has 4 exons. Gene Ontology annotation, cellular component: nucleolus. The coding region runs from base 157 to 1239 and encodes 360 amino acids. Gene Ontology annotation, biological process: ribosomal large subunit biogenesis; ribosomal small subunit biogenesis. Gene Ontology annotation, molecular function: RNA binding; DNA binding. Lineage: Eukaryota; Metazoa; Chordata; Actinopteri; Perciformes; Sebastidae.
GGGGACUUCUUAUGGUGUUACUCCUUCCGGGUUUCGGUGUUACUACGUCCGGUUUGGUAUCGUUAUGUUACCCACGUGUGUACUAGAAAUGUGUUGAUAUUUCCUCUCAGUAAACUCCUGUCUUUCUUUUAACGUGUCCGGUUCUUUUCUGUCGACAUGGAUCUCGUCUCUCGGGACUCGUACAUCCAGAAGUUCGCCAGUAAAGUGUUAACUCAACGAGACCAGGAGCCCAAGAAGAGACCGUUUGCUUAUUUCAAGGGUAAAAGUGACGCUGGUCCUCCAAAGAAGAAGAAAAAGUGUAAAAAGAAACAUUUUAAAGAAAAGGAAACCGAUGAGAAGACGCCUACUCCUAAAUCCCAACAGAAGCCUUCACCCUCUGCUGCAGCACAGAAAGGCCCGGCCACAGCAAAACUGAAUGGGUCCAAAACUCCGAGCCCAAGUGCAUCUACAACACCGGCACCUAAAGGAGGAAAAGUAGAGUCCAACUUCUCCACAGUAGAUGUACUACGCAAGAGACUUCAUGAAAAGAUUGAAGAGUCCAGAGGGCAGGGAGCCCCAAAGAAUGCAGCAUCAGAGGCAGUCCAGGCAAAGCGAGCAAAAAGAAAGCUAGAAAGGGAGCGAAAGAAGAGGAAGCGGAAAGAGUUUCGAUUGAAGAAACUGGCCGAAGAAAGUGGCCAAGAACAACAGCCGGAGGUAAAACAGGAAGCGAAACCUGCCCCGGUCGUGAGCAAAAGAAACGAAACCGCCAUCGUCUUCAACAAGGUGGAGAUGGUGGAAGAGGGAUAUGUAGACAAAAUGCAGAAAAAGAAGAACAAGAAGCAGAGUAUGAAGGGCCAGUUAACUCCACUGACGGGGAGGAACUACAAGCAGCUGCUCAGUCGCGUGGAGGCUCGCAAGGCAAAGCUGGAAGAGCUGAGGGGGAAAGACGAGGGCAAGGCCCGCGAGAUGGAGGAGAAGAUGAAGUGGACCAACGUGCUCUAUAAGGCAGAGGGCAUCAAAAUCAAAGACGACGAGAACAUGCUGCGCUCGUCGUUGAACAAGAAGGAGAAGAGGCGCACUCAGAGGAAGACGCAGUGGAACACGCGUAGCGAGAACACCGUAGAGAAGAUGCAGCAUCGUCAGGACAAGAGACGAAAGAACCUCCAGAAACGCAAGCAAGCCAACGCAGAGCACAAGAAGGACAAGGCACGGAAGAGAGGCAGAGUGCUGCCUGAGGACUUGAAAAGAGCAUCAGUUUAGAGGAAGUGACGAGGAAACAUAAGCAAUGUUUUAAUAAGCAAAUCUGUCUCUUUUUUUUAUGGCAGUAUUAUUUACAUGAUAUGAAAAUGCUACUGCUGUUGCAUGUAUUAUACCAUGACUUCUAUCAAGGAGUAAUAUGAUGUGUGUGUUAUGGUCAAUAAAAUGUGAUCCUUCAUUAUGAUGAACAUGAA